Caretta caretta (loggerhead turtle) is the source of this 7911-nucleotide messenger RNA. It is a transcript of the gene KCTD3, whose product is annotated as potassium channel tetramerization domain containing 3. Lineage: Eukaryota; Metazoa; Chordata; Testudines; Cheloniidae. Gene Ontology annotation, molecular function: protein binding. Gene Ontology annotation, biological process: protein homooligomerization. The record is from RefSeq and is a predicted model, not a curated record.
GGAGUAUUUUGUCCCGUGCCGAGCCCCCUCCUCCAGGUGCUGCGCGUUGCCAUGGCACUUUCCGCCCGGCUCCGGCCAGGGUGUGGGGAGGCGGCGCGGCCUUUGCUGGCCUGAGCCCGAGGGGCCGCAGCUUCUUGGGACCCGGUUCCUCCCUCGCUGGCCCACGCCCGGGGCAGCCCCGCUGCGCGCUCCCCCAGCUCCCGCCUCUAGCUGCCGCCUCCUGCUGGUUCCGUGGGCUCCGGCUCCGGCUGCGGUGGAAGGUGGCGGCGGGCGCUGCCCGGAGCUGCAGGCGGCGGCGGGGAAGAUGGCGGGGAACGGUGGGGGCUUCGCCGGCGCGGGAAGCGGGGAGAUCAUCCAGCUCAACGUAGGAGGCACCAGGUUCAGCACCUCAAGACAAACACUAAUGUGGAUUCCAGACUCCUUUUUUUCCAGUUUACUGAGUGGAAGAAUUUCAACACUUAAAGAUGAAACUGGUGCUAUAUUUAUUGAUAGAGAUCCAGCAGCAUUUGCACCCAUUUUAAAUUUUCUUCGUACAAAGGAGCUAGAUUUACGGGGAGUGAGUAUUAAUGUUCUCAGGCAUGAAGCUGAAUUUUAUGGAAUCACUCCUUUAGUAAGAAGACUACUCUUAUGUGAAGAGCUGGAACGCUCAUCAUGUGGCAGUGUCCUUUUUCAUGGCUACCUGCCUCCACCAGGCAUUCCCUGUCGUAAAAUAAACAGUACUGCUGGGCCAUGUAUUGAUGUUAGAACAGGUCAGAAUUACUCUGAAGGAAGUGAGGUCCGAGGAGGUAGUGUCCAAGCUACACUUGCUGGUACUGGGGAAGGCACAGUCAGGCUAGGAUUUCCUGUGGAUCCACGAAAGGUUCUGAUAGUAGCUGGCCACCAUAACUGGAUUGUAGCUGCAUAUGCCCAUUUUGCUGUUUGCUAUAGAAUCAAAGAAUCUUCAGGAUGGCAACAGGUUUUCACAAGUCCAUAUCUGGAUUGGACUAUCGAACGAGUGGCUCUGAAUGCCAAGGUCGUUGGAGGCCCACAUGGGGACAAAGAUAAGAUGGUUGCUGUUGCGUCUGAGAGUAGCAUCAUUCUGUGGAGCGUUCAGGAUGGCGGUAGCGGUAGUGAAAUUGGAGUGUUCAGUCUUGGAGUCCCUGUAGAUGCCCUCUUCUUCAUUGGCAACCAGCUAGUGGCUACUAGUCAUACAGGGAAGGUUGGAGUGUGGAAUGCUGUGACUCAGCACUGGCAGGUUCAGGAUGUUGUCCCUAUCACCAGCUACGAUACUGCUGGAUCUUUCCUACUGCUGGGCUGUAACAAUGGCUCUAUAUAUUACAUCGAUAUGCAGAAGUUUCCCUUGCGAAUGAAGGAUAAUGAUCUUCUCGUGACAGAACUUUAUCAUGAUCCCUCCAAUGAUGCCAUUACAGCACUCAGUGUCUACCUCACACCCAAGACAAGUGUAAGUGGUAAUUGGAUUGAGAUUGCGUAUGGCACCAGCUCCGGAGCAGUAAGAGUGAUUGUACAGCACCCUGAAACAGUGGGGUCAGGCCCUCAACUUUUUCAGACCUUUACAGUUCAUCGAAGUCCUGUUACAAAAAUCAUGCUGUCUGAGAAACAUCUUGUGUCAGUUUGUGCCGACAACAACCACGUUCGGACAUGGACAGUGACUCGAUUCAGAGGAAUGAUUUCCACACAGCCAGGGUCUACUCCCUUAGCUUCAUUCAAAAUCUUGUCCUUGGAGGAAACAGAAAGCCAUGGUAGUUACUCUUCUGGAAAUGACAUAGGACCAUUUGGAGAGCGUGAUGAUCAACAAGUAUUCAUCCAAAAAGUUGUUCCCGUCACUAAUAAACUCUUUGUCAGGUUGUCUUCCACUGGGAAAAGAAUAUGCGAGAUCCAGGCCGUAGACUGUACCACAAUUUCUUCGUUUACUGUACGAGAAUGUGAAGGAUCCAGUAGGAUGGGGUCAAGACCACGACGUUACCUCUUUACAGGUCAUUCAAAUGGCAGUAUUCAGAUGUGGGAUUUGACCACAGCGAUGGACAUGGUUAAUAAAAGUGAAGACAAGGAUGUAGGGGGUCCAACAGAAGAGGAGCUGCUUAAGUUGCUUGAUCAGUGUGAUCUGAGCACCUCACGCUGCGCUACUCCUAACAUCAGUCCAGCAACUUCAGUAGUUCAGCAAAGCCGUCUGCGGGACUCAAGCUCUAGCCUCCAGUUACAGCACCAUGAAACCAUCCAUGAAGCUGCUACAUAUGGCUCAGUAAGGCCAUAUAGAGAGAGUCCUUUAUUAGCAAGGGCAAGACGGACUGAGAGCUUUCACAGUUACAAGGACUUUCAGACUUUUAAUAUGAACAAUAGUAUGGUGGACAAGGCUGUCCCUGAGACUGGCAAUCUGAGUCCAGUACAAGCUGAAAUGAAGAAGGCAGCAGGUGAGAGCACUCCAACAGACAAAAAGGCAACAGUACUGGAAGUAAGAGCUACUAGAAUAUCAUCAGAUGCUGGGGCAGAAGGUCAGAAAGUGCCUGAAAGCUCUUCAGAAGUGAAGAAAAGAGGGCCAGAUGAUGAAAGUGAGAACAAAGUAGAGAAUAAAAAGAAAAGUGGAUUUGAUGGAGGAGGGUUUCUGGGAAGAAAGAAAGUACCUCCUCUGGUGUCUUCACCAAUUAUUGUGGAAGGAGGACCUGAAUCACCUGGUACAGCGUCCCCAUCACCCACAAAGACGACCACUUCUCCACGCCACAAGAAAAGUGACUCUGCCUGCCAAGACUAUAGCUUGUGAAAAUGCUAAGUUGUGUACAUUUGUUUUCAAGGGUUCCAAUGAAAGUUUAACACUUAACUGGAUGUAACUUUUUCACUACAGAUUUAUCAUUUUAAAAAGGCUUCAUUUGAGUGUGUCUAACUGAAAGAGUUAAAAUUGUAAUAAGUUUUCACAGUGCACCUCAACAACUUGGGUUUACAGCACAACCAGCAAACAUACUCUAAAUUGAUGUACUUCAUUUUCAUAUUGUAUAAAGCCAAACAGUACUUGGUACAAAACAUUGAUGUAAAAUCCUGUUUUAUGCAGUCCAGCAUACACUACACUAUUUGUCUUAGGAAGAGUUUUAUAGGUAACUUUCUAAGUCCCAUUACUGGACCUUACCUUUGAAAUCACCAAAACAUUAAAUGCCUGACCCCUGCUUACUGGCCAUUAAAGUUACCAUAAUUAUUAUUUGCAAUUCCUUGGAGUCACCCAUCUUGUCCUUUCACCUCCUUCAAGAUAAUAUAAAGUAGAAAAUUAGCUGGGUGCUAAAAGCUAUUUCAUCAAUUUGAAAAGCUUCUCUUGCUGAAGUUUGCCUUGAUUGUAGAGCGACUGUUUGUUUUUUCAGUAUUGAUAAAUUUGACAUUUAUGUGCUACAAUUCUUUUGUUUAUGAAACAAAUUCAAAAAGUCUUUAUGCUUACAGAUGUGCUAAAACAUUAUUUUGCAUAUCUUGGUCCUAAUAUGAAAAUGCACAGGAAUGUUAUUAUCUGUACUUUUCUGCUCAUUUCUCUUUGCAGAGCUUUCAAAUACCUGAAAUUAUAAACUAUAACCUCUUGUGGAGGGGGAAAAAAAGCAUGCAUUUUGCUGCUCAUUACUGUAUAUAACACUAAUGUCUAAGAAAUGGACUAAAUAUCUCUUGUUAGAAAACUUACUAGGCUAUUCACACAUUCCUCUUCUAAGUUUGCUGCUGUACAACAAUGCCAUAGUGGUGUUAUGCUCUUCCAGAUCAUGAGAGUUUCAGCCCUCAACCAGAAAUGCUGGAUUCAGGUCCCCCCACAUCUUCCUUACAGCAACAGUAGUACUAAACUUCAGUAAAAGUAGGGCAUGCAGAGUUAAGUCGAUACCGCCCAUACAACUUUAAUGUAUUUUUGUAAAGAUACACUGCUUUCCCAUAAUGUGGAGACUUUAGCUGGAAGUCACUGAGUUUUGCUAGUGUGAGGGUGUUUUUGGUUCUAGUUGCAGUCCUUAAUGCAUACGUCAAUUUCUUUGCAGACAGUUUCCAAGGACCUGAGACUCUGGUGUCUUGAACCAGGUAAGGCUAGGGCUUGUGAAAGGUGCCUGCUAUUUUGUUUGGUUAUGCACUAGGACAGACAUUUAGGAGCAGUGAUUUAUAAAGUUUUGGCUAUUUUUAAAUGCGUCGAGAUUUACAGAAAUGGAAAAACAAAUGAGCUAGAAUACCCUUUUCUCCUUCCUCAAAUUUUAGCUCUCUUUAAAGAGGAGGCUAAAAAUGAUUCUUUAGUAGAAUGCAGGGUUGUAGCCAUGUUGGUCCCAGAAUAUUAGGGACACAAGGUGGAUAUUAGGUGAUAUCUUUUAUUAGACCAACUUCUUUUGCUGAAAGAGACAAUCUUUCGAGCUACGCAGCGCUCUUCAUAGUAGAGUGUUAUAGCAUGUGGUUUUGGUUAUUACUCUUGCGCUUGAUGUCAUUUGCCAUAAAAUAUAGGGGAAAAAUUGGAUCCUCAGACUGAGGUCAGUGUAGUUCUGUGCUGAAAAAUUCAAAGUGGAAAGCCUUGUGUAUUAGGUGACAUCAUAUCAAAUAGGCUCAUUUUACAGUUAUUUUUGUAAAGUCAGCCUUGCAAGUUCACCCAGUGAGCUGAAAGUUUCAAGCUGUUUUUAUUUUUUCUGGCUCUGACUUUCAGUGGGGUUGUACAAAUAGGUUUGCAGUAUUUGGUGUGGUGAUGUGAGAACCCGCUUUAUUUUCAAUUCUCAGAGUGAUGGAGGAAACCCAGAUACUUUUCAGAUUACAACCCUACUUUGAGACUCCAGCUGCUCAGAGCAGUCAAAGCAGGAACUGCUGCAGGGGGUAAAAUAGACACCAGCUGGGGCCAGUGCUCCCAGGUGUGUAGACUUGGGGAAAAACUCGAGGAAGGAGCCAUACCCAGACACAUUGUCGUAAGAGCAGCUAAAGCAGGGACCUUCAGAACUUUCUCUCUCCCCUGUGCUUAUUGGCUCUUUGCUCCAAUCCUCUUCCCCCUCCCUAACAAUUUGCCUUUCACCUCAGAUUCACACCUGCCCUGUCCCCUUCUUUCCAGCUAGCUUAUCCCCCCUCCAAAAAAAAAAAAAAAAAAAUCAUGGCUGUUUGCAGCCAUUACAUUGUUCACUCAGUUGUAUUGCUACCCCCAUCCUGUGUCUGUUUAGAUUGUAAGCUUUUUAGGGGAGGGAUUAUCUACUACUCUUUUUACACAGGGAGGCCUGAUUCUCGGUUGGGUCUUAGGCUUUACUGUAGUAAACAUUCUUUCAUAUUAAUAGGGGGAAAUUAAAUCUACUUCAUUCCAUGGCAUGAAUGCACUAUAAUAUUUGUAGAGUUCUACUUAAAUAUUGAAUGCUGUGGUAUUCCUUUACAUAUACAGUGCUCACACUUUUAUUCUUAAUCCUUUCAUUGCCUUCCACUUAUGGAAGCUAACUUUAGACCCACCUUAGAACUGUUCCUCCUAGUACUGUUGGUCUGUGUAUAUGACUUCUGUUGCUAGUAGAAUGCAUGGUACAAGUCAGCAACUGGCAUGCUCAGUGUUCAUAGAAUAUCAGGGACCUCAGGAGGUCAUCCAGUCCAACCCCCUGCUCAAAGCAGGACCAAUCCCCUAUAGUUGCUCCAGAUCCCUAAAUGGCCCCCUCAAGGCUUGAACUCACAACCCUGGGUUUAGCAGGCCAAUGCUCAAACCACUGAGCUAUCCCUCCCCCCAACCCCCGUGUUGCAAUUGCGCAAUGAUUUUGUUCAGGUCUUAAAGUGCAAACUAAAGAUGCCGCUCUUCAGACAGGAUCUUUCUUAGGAAAGGAAACAUCUGCAAGAAUAAACAGGAGGUGCAGCUGAAUAAGAGUUUCUUUAACCAGAGGCAGUGGAAAGUGCUGUUACUUCCAAGUCUCCAUUUGUAUUUUGUACACUGCAGAAUAAGUCUAGCUGUACACUUGGGACAUUUCCACAUAAUGAAUAACCAAAUUUUUAAAAUGGGAGAAAAAGUCUUUGGAUAAAACCAUUGCCACAACAUUUACAUAAUACUAAAAACAAGCCAAGCUUUAACGGUGCUUGCAUGUGAAAUAAGAUGACUGGUCAAAUUCACACCUGCUUUUUUUUUGUGACUCAAUCCCUAUCAAGUAGUUGAUUUUAAAUGAAUUUUGAAUUGAUCUGUAGGGUAGGAAUGUUACAUUAUGAACACCAGCAUUGAUUACCUCCCUCGGCCAGCUUUAAGUUAUAAGGCAGACAAUCCUGCACCACAGUCUGUUUUGAACUUUCUGUUGCUAACUAGGCCAGUUUUUAAUGUUGUGGAUUGUUUAAAAGGUGAACUGGAGAAAAGGCAGCACACUGUCACUACUUUCUUUAUUGUAAAAUUAAUAUCGAGCUUGUACAUUCAGCCUAAUUUUAAGCACACACUUUUUUUGUUCUUUAUAUUAUGUGGUAAUAAAAAUACUUGUAUUAAAUUUAGAUGUAACCUUUUAUUAAUCUAUAUUUUCAGAUUAAUUUACAGGCACAAUAGAAUCCUAGUCUUGAAAAUAAACCAAUUACUACAGUUUGAACUAUGCAAUGCUUUUUUCCCUACCACAGAAAUAAUUAAGAUACUCUAAUCUGUACUGUACACUGUAUAAGAAAUUGCUAGUAUUGUAUAAUUGAUUAUAUUGCAACAUGUAUACCAUAAUAGCCAAUACUUGAAUUCUGCCUCCCUACUCCUUUUGAGUAUUUCCUUACUGUUUAAUUUAAAUGAGACUAUUUGUAGAGUAAGGUAUGGGGGGGAGGAAAGAACAGAAUCCUGUCUUGCCCUAAACGUAUGUUAAAACAAACACUGGCAAUAACUGUUCACAUUACAGUAAACAGAUUUCCUCUAGGGGCCCUAAUGUUCCAGCUCAGCUCAUAGGUAUUCUGUCUUACGCCCAGCAGUUUGGAUAGAAAAUAGAAACAAUGAGAUCUGUCCGUUUAAAACGAAGCUGUAAUAGCUCUUUUGUUCUUUCCUGUGAAGCUUACCUUAUGGGUGGGUUUUUUACCACUUUGUUUUUGUCACAUCCCUUUCCUAAUUUGAUGAUGUUUGCAUUUCACUGUUUCUCAAAGCAAUUUCCAAUUGCAAAAUGUAAGGAUCAUGCCAAAUGCAUGACAACCAAGAUAGUUUUGUUGGAGAGGCUUCAUCACAAUGCUAAACAGCAGCUGAUUCACCAGAGAUUUAAUAGUAAAUUAUUUAAAUAUGUUAAAGACACGCCUUAUUCCUAAGAAUUUGUUUUUAGAGCUAUGAUCAUCCUGACUUAUUUCUCUAAGACCAACACCAGAGGGCAGGCACUAGAAACUACAAUACAUGUGAGUAAAAUCCAGAACAGCUUUCACUAAAUUACAUUUUGAUACAUUUCAAAUUUACUCUUGCAGAGUCUGGUGUGGCAAGGUUCUGAGCACCCUUAGAUCUUAUUCUGGGAAAGUGAGAGUACUCAAGAUGUCACAGGAUCACAUCUUUCGUGAUUUUAAAUCAAUCUCCUGUUGUACAUGAUCUAAAGUAGAUUGAAAUGGACAGAAACAUUUUAGGGUUCCUGACUAGAUGGGCAAUUGCACAAGUUUUCUGUGCUUUUGCAUCUGUAGCAAUAUUUCAUAGACAGAAUUAACUCUUCCUUCUUUGUUGUCUUAAUUAAAGUGAGCAAACUGGGUUGUAAUGCUCUUAAGAACAGAUCUAAAUUUAUUCUACAUUUUUAUAUACUUGUUGACCAAACCCCUUUUUUUUUCCCCACUGAUCAUACAUUUCCCACCACAGUAUAAUAUAAUGAAACAUGAUUAAAGUUUCAGGAUUAGGUAUGUGCAGCUGUAAAAGUGUUUGUGAAACUUCUCUGUAUAUUAUAUUGGCUAUUUAAGGUCUUGCCAGUACUGUGACACAACGUUGUACAUACAAUACAUUCUUCUCACCUUCCCCUUUUGAAAUAUUUCUGUAUGAUAUUUGCAAUAAAUGUUUAACACUGA